CACGGCGAACUCCCGGUCUCGUGUUUCCCGCUCGGCGUUUGAACGCAUUUUUUGAGUCGCUCCUCUUCGUCAGCAUCAUCAUAAACCUCCUCGUCUAAACCUCUUCUCGUCCCCUUGCUCGCCCAGGGCACCCCGCCGAAAGAUGUCGCUGCUCUCCUCACAGGGGUUGCGGGACCUGUUCUCGCGGCUCGCUGAGGUCGCCGCCUCCGUCUCUCCCGAGCCGGAGAAGGCCGCCGCCUCCUCCGCGGGAGCCGCCGGGACCCCCCCAGGGAGACCCCAAGGGGGGACGGCGGCGGCGGCGGCGGCGAGCCGGGAGUUGCUGUUCUCCUUGGGGGACCACGUGUACGCGUGGGACGAGCGCGCAGCCGCGCUGCUCCGCGCCGAGAGCGGACGGCGCCGCGGGGACGAGGGUGGACUUGAGACGCUGCUGUGCUUGGACCCGCCGUCGUUCCGCGUGCAGCGAGUGCUGCCCUCGCCUUCUGCCACGUCGCUUGUCGCCCUGGCGGGUUCGCGUGGCCUCGUCGUCAUGCACCUGCCUCCGUACCCUCAAGCCGGAACGAAAGACUCGUGCACAAACUGCAGGGUUACGAUAGUGGCGGAGCGCCUGUUCACCAGCCGCCCGUCGCUGCGCCUGCUCGAUUUAAGCUGGUUCCCUGAGGAGGGUGGGACUGAGCCACACGUGGUGCUGCUCACUUCAGACAACAUGAUGCGGAUAUAUGCCGUUGCUGACCCCCAUACCGCAGUGAAGGUGUUUUCGCUCACACCGGACCUCGAGGACUCCCCGAGCUUGCCACAAUCACGGUCUUCCUUUGCGUGCGCUCUGGGCGAGCGAGCCGUGGCGUUUGACUUUGGCCUAGCCCGACCCAAGCAAAACGAAGUGCCUCUUGUGCCUGGCGUGCCCACCAUGAGCAGCGCGCGCACAUCCAGAAUCGCUCCUCCGGAAGAGACCGUGUUUCCCAUUUACGUCUUGUACGAAACCGGAGAGACGUACGUCGUUCACACGUGCUUGAGUGGCAAGUCCCGGACAGGCGAUCGAGUUUUGGGGCCCCUGCCGAUGCACCCCGCGGCAGAAGACAACUACGGAUACGGAGCGUGCUCCCUCUUGUGUUUACGCAACUCCCCUUCCGUGCUCGUCAUCGCCACCGAGACGGGGACCGUGUACCACUGCCUGCUGCUCGAAGAGGCUCAGACGGAGGACGGCCUCCCGUACACGCUGUUCGUGUUUGACGCCGUGGAGCUGGAGCUGUCCCUGAAUCUGCCUUCGAGCAGCGAGUUGGAGGAGCAGACGUUGGCAGACUUCACGUGCCCCAUCAGGCUUAGUCGAGACCCGCUGUGUGACAUGCGGUACCACUGCACGCAUGAAGCCGGUGUGCACAGCAUAGCGAUCACAUGGCUGCCUUCCAUCCAGACGUUCGUCGGCAGUCCGGGCGAGGAGAAAUCCGAGGAUGAGCUCACGACGCUGGCGGACGAUCACCCCUCUGUAGUUGAGCAUGUGCUGUGCACCCGGCCAUCGGCAAACAUGCAUGGCCCUGCAGUUCAAGGAGUGUGCAUUGUACGUGACUUAUCUAUGGGAGCAGUCAUCCUUUGCCUUACUUCCAAUUACGAAGUCGUCACAAGACCGCUGCUUAUGUUCACCUGGCAGCCCUCUGCACUGCUCAUUGAUCAAGCGUCCAUGAGUCAGAAUGGUGACGAGGCAGGGGGCUCGAGCAUGAGGGUGGCGUCGCAUUCGUUUCGGGAGGAAUCGCUGGAGCACCGCAUCCAUAGCAUUCUACAGCGAGACACGAGAAAUCCCAUACUGAGGUGUGGCUCCCAGGCACAGCUGUCGCAGUGCGAGUGUCUACAGCUCGUCACGCGUGCAGUGCAGGUGUUUCGGGAAGAGAACAUUCUGAAACUGGACUUGGCGCGGGAUGCAAUCUUACGCAGAGUACGGGGAAUGAGGCAGCAGAAAGAAAAACAGAUGGAAGAUCUGAAACAGAUUUCUCACCAAGCGCAAGAGCUACGGAAAUCGGCUGAAUGUCUCGUGGAAAAGUCUGAGGAUGCACGAGAGAGACAAGAGGCUCUGGUGGAGAGAGUGCAUCGCGUCCUGCGGGGAGCGCACGCGUGUCUGCCCGUCCUCUCGGACAGAGAGCGACACGCUCGCAGCGAGAUCCAAACAAUCACCGAUCAGGUGGAGGAGCUCCAGCGAUCUAUCGAACAGAUGCUGAAUAAGCGCAACUAUCAGCAGAAGAAGGUCAUCGUCCGUCCGAAUCUGGAGGUGCAGGCGCAAAACGUGAUGACUCCCAAGCAGAUCAGCUGUGUGCAGCGCCUCCUUGAAAAAGAGAACAGGUUAAUCGUAGAUCUUGUGAAGAAAAUCAACCAAAUAAAAGUGCAGAUAAACGUGUGAAUGGAUCUAAAAAAGAAAGAUGCAAAAACACAAGCCACAACAUCACAUCUUACAGACUUAUUGAAACAGCCUGUCAAUAAACAAGUAACCGUUUUCACAUUCAGGUUGGCAUCUACAUUUUAAUCGUGUGCUAACACAAUAAAACCAAAUGAACCAAAAUGCCACUUCACUUGCAUGUCCAAAGGCACAAUACUUAUUGAUAACCUUAACGUAUGUUUCACUUUUCUUAUUGCCUGUUAACACCUUUCAUACGUACACAGAAGCAAUAACUAAACUGUUAUGCUUUGUGGUUUAAUUUAUUUUAAUGGAAUAUAUUAAGUUGGUGACGUGCUUUUGCAGGCUUUAUUUGAAUUGUCAUCGAGUGGAAUAUUUCAGAAACGAGAUGUCAUCGGUUUGGCAUGUCAGAGCCCUAUGUUACCGCAGCUACAGCCAUGGCCAUCCAUAAUGGGGGUGCGGUGCCUGGGGAAAAUCACACCGUGCGGGCCCCCCCAAAGACCGUAAUUAUUACAUCUGAUACCGUGACGUUCAAGCGUGGGGCCCUCCCGAAGCGCGGAGCUCGGGGCAGUCACCCCGAUUCGCCCUACCCGAGGGGACGGUUAUGGGUACAGCCAACAUUUUACUCAGAAAUGUAAAUGUUACAACCGGGCAUGCACAUGUGUUACUUGGUUCUGUCAUACAACUGAAAAUGUCACGCGCAUAUUGGAUAUGUUGCUUGUGUUCAUUUGUGUCUUAAGUUCAUUCCAGGCUUAUUCUUUGCAAUAUCUUAUUUUUGUAUCGUUAGACCACUGCACAAAGUUCGGUCCAAACGAAGCUUCUUUGAUUAUCAAUGCAUCCUCUGUUUCAUUGCUGGAACAGUAGAAGUUGUACAAUUACUGAUAAAGGAAGCACGUUCUGGGAAAACAUAUACAGUACCUUCACAUGGAGGAAAAAGUUAAGAUUUUAAUUAAUAUUGACUAUUAAUUAUACAAAAUUAAGUUUAAAGCACCGGUCAAUUGGCUGAAUGUACGUUAUCCUUAUUCGCGGUUUCGCAGGUAAAUGUGUAAAAAAUGUAUAUCUUGGACAACCCAAACAUGAGUUUUGCUCAAGUUUAAAUUUUUCUAUACUUGGAAGUGUUAUUAUGCCAUUUCAUAUUUCUCUUACUCCACCCUGGCCCAGCAUAACCGUUCUCGUCCGCAAUGUACGCAAUGUGUUUAGUUUGUUGUCCUUUGCCCGUACCUCUGAUUAGUAAGGUCGGCUACGUUAAGGUACAAAGGACGUUCAACGUACAAGUUCCACAUCCCAUCAGCUCUUGCAUUCAAACCACUUGCACAUCUCAUGCAUUGCAGUGACCUUAAUACAUCGAGAAUCUUAACUUUCUAAAUAUUGUUUUACAUGCAUUUGCAUAUUCUCUGUACACAAUGCCGUUUCGAAGUAAUUGUCCUUUGAUAUCAUUCUCAAAGUGUGCUUCAAGUGUAUGCAGCCUUGGAAUAUUUGCAAUAUUUAAAUGUUUUGAGAGUUAAUUGACUGAAUAUUUCAUUAAACCCUUAUUAUAAUAUA
Messenger RNA from Lethenteron reissneri (Far Eastern brook lamprey), 3919 nucleotides. It is a transcript of the gene NUP88, whose product is annotated as nucleoporin 88. NCBI's taxonomy places the organism in Eukaryota, Metazoa, Chordata, Hyperoartia, Petromyzontiformes, Petromyzontidae. Gene Ontology annotation, cellular component: nuclear pore. The record is from RefSeq and is a predicted model, not a curated record. Gene Ontology annotation, molecular function: structural constituent of nuclear pore. Gene Ontology annotation, biological process: mRNA export from nucleus; ribosomal large subunit export from nucleus; protein import into nucleus.